UGAAUUUAUGCUGUUCAACGGUAUGCAUUGAUUUGUGCAACUCUCCACGUUUCGAAUGUCACCAUAUCGACCGUUAAGAAUCGUCCCUUUCUCUUUUGGUGCACCGUAACACUGGCUCCAUGGCAGAGUUGCAAAUGCCAUUCUCGGUAACAGGCGUCAUUGGGUGAAUCUGAAAAGUCCCUGCAGGUACUGGACCGAUCCACUGGAAGAUUACCAUAUCAGGUAAAAACAAGACGAAUCUUGCAUUGGUAACCGAGACGCCAUGCUAAUCCUGGCAAGCCCCUACAAUUUCUUUAACAAGAAGCCCAGCGAAAGACUGAACUAGUGACAGAGGCGAACGGGGAGAGUUGAAAGACUUUGAUGAAGCGACUCCUUUUUGAGAUUCUGGACCAAGAGUCUAUGGGUAUCAAUUGCUUCGCUUGACUCUUCUACCAGGCCUUCUCUUCCAAAAUAGAACGAGCUACCAGAGUCAUGAGCCUGUUUAGUGUUUUUCACCUGGUGGGCCUUGACUCAACUAUCCCCGGACUGCCGGCCGGAUGGCGUUCCGAUGGCCACGACGUCGUGAUGCUGGCCUGGAAUUUACCUAAGAAAAACUCGAACCAAGCGGUUUCGCAAUAAGCUCCAAGAAUCUCCAAGACUUCUAGGCUCAAUUUUCUCCCUUGUGCCUCCACAUCCACUACGUCACGGGGCCUGUACGAGCCCGAGGUGAUCGCUGCUUUUGCCGGAGAUGGACAGGGCCCGUCCGCGUUGUGUUAGUCGUACGUACGAUACCCAAUUCUAACACUGGAACCGCAAAGCUUGAUGGAGCCCAUAGAGUUUGCGAUCUUCAUAUAAUAACGUAAACCCGCCCUUCCCCGCGAAAGGCAUUGUUGAGGCUCUCCAGUUUAUCCCUGUACAUCUUGGAUCAUAGUCCCAUCUUUCCCACUUCCUUCGCUCGUUACUAAAGGAAAUCGAUAUCUUGUACCUGAUUCAAGGCAUAUUCCAGUCACUCACAAUCCAAUGGAGGGCAAUUCUAGAGAUAUUCAAGACGAACCGGACCUCGAAGUCGGACUCGAACCACCCAAGACUGGUUCUGGUUCUGGUUCUGGUGCCGAUACACCACCAAGUCCAAAGACUGCUGCUGCAGCUUUGAAGAAGGACAAGGCACGAGUGCGGUUCAACAGUAAUGCUGCCGCAAACCCUCCACCAAAAUCAUCUACUCCCCCUCCUGCUGCUGGAGGCCCCAUCGCAAAGCCCAGGCCAUCACUGUUGCGUGGCAGUUCUGCAGAGGCUGUAAAGACUCUUCACGAUGCCGAGCAUGAGUCAGACCCUGAGUCAAAGGAGGCGAUGGUAGCUGCCCAGGAACGUGCCCGUAUAAUGGCGGCAAACAUCCACAAUGAUUCAUCAGCCAUUGACAGAGACUCACUCGAAUCCAGCACUGGAACAGCCGCAUGGGACAGCCCUUAUGGUUCCAGUAUCCCACUUCAAACCCUCAACGAAGGUGGCAGUAGCCGGGAAGGUUUCCACAAGCUUCCAUCUGAGGAGCAAGAGGCACAUGGCUUGAAGGAUGAAGCUUUCAAGCUUGUUCGAGCACACACUCAGCGAUUUGGACCUAGCAGCACUGGCCAGCAUUCACCAGACAACAAGGACACAAAACAUGAAGAACGAGUUCCCCUAACCGAAUUGAAUGACGGAAACUUUGAUGGAGUCUUAUACGAUGUUCCAGCACCUGAACAGUAUCGCGGAAGCGUACUAUCUCAACUUUUGAAGCUCUACAAACCCCCAGACCCUCCUUUCAAGGGAUCGCACCACCGAGCUGCCUCUACCUCUUCAGUUCUAAGUGAAGCCGGUACUCCUACAGUUCAAGGAACGCCAUCUGGAGCAUCUACCCCAAAGCGAAAAUGGUACGAUCAGAACAAGUCCCAGGACACUCUUGCCAACCUGAUCGAGGCCUCAUCACGACUCGCCAACCCCAAUGACCCGGAUGACAAGAGGAAGAAGCCUACUGGAAAGAAGCCACAAAGACCUGGCCACAAGCGAACAACAAGCGCAAACCGCCUCAGUGGUCUCUGGCAACAACAAGAAGCACGUAUCACAGUUCAUAUCGCCGAGACUCUGGCCCGACAGGACUAUAUCAUCAAACUCUGCCGUGCUCUCAUGCUUUUUGGAGCUCCCACUCAUAGACUGGAGGAGUAUCUUAGCAUGUCCGCCAGAGUUCUCGAAAUCGAUGGCCAAUUCCUCUAUCUUCCUGGAUGCAUGAUUAUUUCUUUCGACGAUAGAUCGACUCACACCACCGAAGUCAGAAUUGUCCGCACAUCGCAGGGUAUUGAUCUAGGCAAGCUGAAGGAUGUCCAUCUUAUCUACAAGGAGGUUAUGCACGAUGUUGUCGGCGUUGAAGAAGCUACCGAGAAGCUCGAGACCUUGAUGAAGCGCAAGGACAAGUUCCACAGGUGGCUCAGGGUUGUCAUGUUUGGACUCAUGAGUGUCUGUGCUGCCCCUUUCUCCUUCGGAGCUCGCCUUAUCGACCUUCCUCUCAUUUUUGCUUUCGGCUGUCUUAUCGGAGUACUCCAACUUAUCGUGGCCCCAAACUCUGCCCUCUACAGCAAUGUCUUCGAGGUGUCUUCUACCAUCAUCGUCAGUUUCUUGGCCAGAACGUUUGGCAGUAUUUCGAGUGGAGGCGAAGAGAUCUUUUGUUUCGGCGCUUUGGCGCAGGGCGGUAUCGUCAUGUUGCUGCCCGGUUACAUGGUUUUGUGCUCUGCUCUCGAACUCCAAUCUCGUGCUAUUGUCCCCGGUUCAAUUCGAAUAGUCUACGCCGUCAUUUACUCCCUUCUUCUCGGAUUCGGUAUCACUGUUGGCGCAGCUCUUUAUGGAUUAUUCGACAGUAACCCGUCCAACACUACAACUUGCCCCGAUGCCAUGAACCCCUACUACGGCUUCAUUUUCGUGCCAUUCUUUGUUAUCAGCAUGUGUAUCGUCUACCAAGCCAAAUGGCGCCAGAUGCCCGUCAUGGUUAUCGUUUCAUUCGCUGGUUACAUGGUAAACUACUGGAGUGGACAGAGAUUCAAGUCUAGCCCUCAGAUCUCCAGUACACUGGGUGCAUUGGCUGUUGGGCUCCUUGCCAAUCUCUACUCUCGACUUCGACACGGUGUUGCAGCAGCAAUUCUUAUUCCAGCAGUAUUCUGUCAAGUGCCUGGAAGUCUUGCGUCUACUGGAGGAUUGCUUAGUGGUCUACAAGUCGCCAACUCUAUCACCAACGCCACUGGUGAGAUCAAUGGAACUUCCUCUGUUCAGUUCCAGCAGGGCUCGAACCCUGAUAACUUGGUAUUCAGCGUUGCUGCCUCCAUGAUUCAGAUCGCCAUCGGUAUCGCCGUUGGUCUCUUCAUGAGCUCUUUGCUCAUCUACCCUCUGGGCAAGCGCCGCAGUGCCUUGUUCAGUUUCUAAUUGCUUUAUUUGUUUCAAGUUCAGCGCAGCAUCAGCAUCGGCAUAAGCAUUGGGAAAUCAUUCAUCGUUUGUAUUACAGAAAAAGGUGUGCAUUUACAUAUAGUACAGAUUUGAGACAUGUUAUUUAGAGCGAUAAAAACCAAGAAUUGGGUACUGAGGUGCUUUUGGCUUUGAUGGCGUGGUCGUUGUGAAUUAGGUCUUGGUUAGGGCUGGUCUUUUGCAUAAAGAAUGGGUUUGAAUUCAUAGAAAGAAUGAGUGGUUGGUUCUGAUGAGAGCAUUCACGACUUGAGACAGGUGACGGGAGAUCAUAACAAUAUCAUGAUGUUUACUCCUAUAUCUCGAUACUUCAGCAUCGUCAGUCAGAUCAUCAUGCUACGACAACACGUGCCUCUUCCACUGGC
Messenger RNA from Fusarium odoratissimum NRRL 54006, 3821 nucleotides. RefSeq lists its product as uncharacterized. Gene Ontology annotation, biological process: transmembrane transport. Bases 1000 to 3420 code for a protein of 806 amino acids. The transcript has 2 exons. NCBI's taxonomy places the organism in Eukaryota, Fungi, Ascomycota, Sordariomycetes, Hypocreales, Nectriaceae. The record is from RefSeq and is a predicted model, not a curated record. Gene Ontology annotation, molecular function: transmembrane transporter activity.